AAAGCUUGAUCGGGCCCACGUCCCUCCACCUCGUCGUCCUCGUCUUCUCCUGGGCGCCGCCUCUCUGCCACAGCGCCUCACCGGUCUCGCAAUCGCGACGAGAGAUGGCCGAGAUUGAGCUGAAGACCGCACCUACUGACUUCCGCUUUCCUACCACGAACCAAACCAGGCAUUGUUUUACGCGCUAUAUUGAGUACCAUAGAUGUGUGAAUGCCAAAGGGGAUGGAACUGCUGAAUGUGAGAAAUUCGCCAAGUACUACCGCUCUCUUUGCCCAGGAGAAUGGGUGGAGAAGUGGAACGAGCAGAGGGAGAGCGGAACUUUUGCAGGGCCCCUCUAAAUCUCGUUUGAGAGUCACUGUGGAUCGCCCUACAGCUUUCAUCACUGGGGAUGUUUUCUUCGUAAUUGAAAUUGUGCUACUGUCUUGUGUCACUCAAGCACUCACUGCAAAACAUUCGGUCAUGCUGUUCUUUGGAUUGCACUCAAAAUUUUAAGCAUUGUUGCUCCUAAUACCAUGUUUUUCCUGACCUCCUUUUUGUUGCCUAGCUAUCCAAACACUGAACGCAUAUUGAGGUUUCGAAAGAUCAUAUCCGUUGUCUC
Molecule: messenger RNA, 598 nt
Organism: Setaria italica (foxtail millet)
Lineage: Eukaryota; Viridiplantae; Streptophyta; Magnoliopsida; Poales; Poaceae
Product: cytochrome c oxidase subunit 6b-2
Exons: 4
Coding region: 105-338 (77 amino acids)
Cellular component (GO): respiratory chain complex IV; mitochondrion
Source: RefSeq, a predicted model, not a curated record